AUGUCUUCGAAUUACCAGCCGGUCGGCAUUCAUGCGUCGAAUCGUCAUCUCCGGGACGAGCACUAUAGCGUAUCAGACAUCACUGACACAGAUCAUGUCCAAUUACACGACUUGCCACCAUAUGCCUACGGUCAAGAGACCAAGACUAUCCCGAUGACGGCGGCACAGGCUGGAGAGCGACAGCAGCAGAAGCAGCAAAGACAAAGGAGGGCCAGAAAUUCUCGCCUCUGGAUGUGGGAGUUGUUGGCUUCGGCAUUCAGCUUGCUGUGCAUCGCCAUUGUGGUUAUUGUCCUCAAGUACGAGGACGGCAAACGUCUGGACGGCUGGGCCCUCAUGAUUGGGCCCAACGCCGUCAUCUCCUUCAUCACCACGCUCGCCAAGUCGUCUUGUCUGCUGGUGCUCGCCGAGGUGAUUGGACAGCUGCGAUGGAUCUACUUUGCCGGGGCUCCGCGAGUCUUGAAUGAUCUCCAUCUAUUUGAUUUGGCUUCCCGUGGGCCCUGGGGUGCGCUGGAGCUGAUGUUCCGGAUGAAGUCGGCAGCGCUCCUGGCUUCGUGUGCCUCGUUACUAACCAUUGCCGCUCUUGUCAUUGAUCCUUUUGCCCAGCUGGUUCUGACUUUUCCUACCCGGCCGACAGCAACGCCUGUCCAGGUUGCCUCGAUCAACAUUGCCCAGGUCUACGAUGCCGGAACCGAGAUUACUGCAAACCACGGUCCUCCAUAUCCCGUUGCACAGAAUGCGCCGUUCCAGUUGCAGAGUGCCGUCAUCUCUGCAGCGUUUGGUGUCGCCCCUGCGUUUGACCUUAAUUGUCCUACAUCGAAUUGCACGUAUCCGUCUUUCAGUACCCUCGGGGUGUGCAGCACGUGUGAGGAUGUGACAGCCUCAACGAGUACUGCCUGUGGUCUCGAUGAGAGUAACUACACCACAAUAUGCAACACAACCGUCCCAUAUCAGUUGCUGCCAGAAAGCAAUUUUACCUGGCACAUGGCAACCGACGCAGCUGGGAAUUACGCCGAUUUGUGGAAUUCGUCAACCAUGUCCGUGACGCCCGAGUACGCCGGGACGAAUACAUCGUUUGGAACGCCCGCCAUCCUCGCCGCCUUUACCUCUUUCAAAUUGAACCGAGAAUUGUUUUCCAGUACAGCUUCAGACAGACCUUCGAACCCAUCAUCCGUCAACCAAUGCAUGUUUGCCUACUGUCUCAAGACGUACAGCGACGUCCGAGUGCUCAACGGAGAAACCCAGUUUGGAUCCAUUAACGAAUCCAUAAUGGAGGUAUCCAGUCAAGAAUGGUUCCUUGACCCCCCUGAAUCCCAAGGUAGUCCCUAUUUCACCAUGCAGGCGUCAGUCGGCGGUCAAGUGUCGGGGCCAAAUUACACCAUGAACUAUUGGGAUCACCUCAAUCUCGGCCAGUACAUGCGCGACGUGCUCAACAGCAGCGUCUACCUGUUCACGAACACGAUUGCGCCCGGCGACGGCGGCCACAUGGCCCCGUCGUUUGGCCUGGCCAUGUACAAUGCAGAUAACCUGACGGACAUGGUCCACGAUAUUGCCGAUAGCAUGACGAAUUCGAUGCGCAAUUCGCAGUCCAAUGUCACCACGGUCAAUGGCACCGCCCUCGUCCUUGAGACGUUUAUCCACAUUGAGUGGAAGUGGCUGGCGCUGCCGAUUGCCGUCUCGGUGCUCUCGUUUGUGCUGCUUGUGACUGUCAUGAUCAUUUCCAAGUCACAUAACGUUGAAGGUGAGUCUUUCGGUCGCCUUGCCCAGCCCUGUUACUGCUUGGAAAUCGUCCAGUAUGCCGCUCUUAUUCUACGGUUUAGAGGGAUGGGGUCAAGAAUAUACCCAUGGGUUCAGAGAUGCCAGAGAACUGAAGAAAAUAUCCAAGAACAUGAAGGGACAUUUAUCUUUGGAAAGUGA
This is a messenger RNA of Pestalotiopsis fici W106-1, 1914 nucleotides long. RefSeq lists its product as uncharacterized. NCBI's taxonomy places the organism in Eukaryota, Fungi, Ascomycota, Sordariomycetes, Amphisphaeriales, Sporocadaceae. The transcript has 5 exons. The record is from RefSeq and is a predicted model, not a curated record. Bases 1 to 1914 code for a protein of 637 amino acids.